GUCCUGCCGUGCCUCAGUCUGUGGAGGCAGCCACGGCGAGCGAAGCGGAGCCAGUCUUAGAAGGCGGCGUAGAAAAUCCACAUCUGGCUGAUCUCCAAGUGAUAUCCAAGGCUCAUCUCCACUAGACGCUGCCAGCUCACAUCCCCAGCGGCCAAGCCCUUCGUUGCAAGCAUGGACAUCGUGGAGAGGAUCCUCUCUGUGGCCCAGGCCAUCCAUGCCCAAUUCGAGCAGGUGAAGUGCUGCAAGCACCAGUGCCAGCGCCUCGUGGAGCGCAUCCAGAUCCUGCUGGAGCCCGUGAGAAUCCUCAAGGCUCAGCCGCCAAAGCACAUUUCCUGCCAUGAAGAGGAACUGCUGAAGAAGCUGCUGGGGGCACUGGGGGAAGCCCAGAGGCUGGUGAUGAAAUACAGCCAGACCAGCUGGAUCCAGAAGUUCCUGAGAGCCCGCAGCACAGGCGAGGAGUUUGUCUGGGUGAAUGAGAGCCUGGAGGACAUUGCCCAGGGGCUCUCGCUCCUAUUGCAGGCAGAGCAGAAGCAGGCUUUCCUGAAGGCUUUUCAGGCAAAGACAUGCCGCAGGCAGGAUGCUGAGGACCUGAGGGAUGAUAAGGCUUUCUUGGACCAGGUGAUCGCAAGUACUGAGGAGCCUGAAGACAUGACCAAGGAGAUCUACAUCGACAGGCAACAUAUGGAGAGCAAGGUGGACUGGAUGCAAAGCGAGCUGAACAAAAUCGUGCGUGUGAUGGACUGCUUGAAGAAGGUCAAUGUUGGUAAAAGAGAAGACAUCAUCGAGAUCAAGCGGGACAACCUCACCUUCUACAAGAAACUGCAGGACACUGAGAGCUACAACCUCUACAAGGGCGAGUACCUCAAGUACCCUGUUGCCAUCAAAACUUUCAAGAGGCCAUUGACCACCGACCCAGCGAAGGUGAGAGACAUCUUUGAGAAGGAGAUUCAGACCCUGAAGAAGUUUGAGUCUCCAAACAUCCUGCGUAUGUAUGGGAUCUGCAUUGAAGAGAAAGAUGGGAGCCCCUGCUUCUCCAUCAUCAUGGAGUACUGCAAACACGGGACGCUGCGGGAUGUGCUGACCAAGCAACGGCAUCUCUCCUGGGACAUCCGCAUUCGGAUGGCUCUGGGAGCCGCCAGAGGCCUUUACAGGUUGCACCAGACAGAGGAGAAGUCCCGACUCCAUGGCUGCAUCUGCAGUAGCAAGUUCCUGGUGGCCGGGGAUUACUGCGUGAAGCUCUCAGGAUUUGAGCUGUGUGAAACAGAGUCAUCCAUCAAGAGGAAAGCCAAGAAUAACUGGAAACAAGUCUCUAUGUUGGCUUACAUCGCUCCUGAGAACCUGAAAGACACCAACUACCCCUACAGGAGGCCCUGUGAAAUAUACAGCUUAGGGAUCGUGCUGGGGGAGAUUGCAACCUCCAAAAUCCCAUUUGAAGGCUGCACUCCCCAGGAGAUCAUAGAGAAAAUCUGCAACUGCCAAUACCAGGAACCUGUUGGAGACGAUUGUCCUAAAGACCUGCAGAAAGUCAUUAACCAGUGCCGAGCCUUUGACCCUUCCCAGCGCCCUUCUGCUGAGGAGAUUGUGGACGCGCUGUCUGACCUGGAGAGAAGCAGAAACCAAGGAAGUUAACCGGGAAGCAGGGGCGGGCAGCCGAAAGCAACCGGGCGCUUCGGGAAGCGAGCCGAGGGGGAGCAGCGGCACACAGCGUGCCCCUCGCCCCGCUUCCCCGCUCACAGAGACGGCCUGUCCAAUACACGCGUGUUUGAGAACUCCACCCUUCCAGGGGUCUGAGCGCGCCCUGCCAUAGGCUUUGCCCCGGAGCCGUUGCCCGCAGCGGACGCAGAGGGGGGUACGCAAAGGGAGGAGCGCGGGCAGCCUUGGGGCCACGAGGGGAGCAGAGUGGGGGCAAAGGGCCAGGGCCGCUCAGCCCCGCCGCUGCCUCCGCGCUGCCCCGGCGCCCCCUCGCGGGGUUCCGCCGCCACGGCAGCGCCCCGCCCUCUGUUUGAAUGCGCUCGAGUUCCCGCUCUUUCCGCCCCGCCGCUCGCUCCCGCGAUGGAAGCUCCUGACCCCGCCCUUUCCCCCCCCCUGCGGCUGUCAGGGGUCUCACCGCCCAAUCAGCCGGGCACUCCCGUCGCCUCUCUAGCCAAUCAAAACAAGCCCUGCCUUCCCUAGGCGGUCCCCUUUCCCCCUCCGUUUUGUGGGACAGACGGACAGGGCGGCUGACCAAUGAGAAUGCGGGCCUGGCCUCGGCUCGCCCUAUAGAAGCGCACGUAGAGGUCAUAGUCAGCCAGUAGGGCGGUAGGGGCGGGGCGGCGCGGAGCUCGAGCGGGCGGUGGCGCCCAGCGGCAGGUGAGUGGCCGGCCCGACCCGGCCCGGCGUCCCGCGACCGCCGCGGGCGCGGCGGGGUCUCCGCCGAGGUGCCUGCCGCCUUGCAGUGCGGGGCCGGCCGCGGGCCGGUCUCGCCGGGGCCGGGCGGUGGGAGGCCUCUGUGACGGCGGGCCCCGGCCUGAGGCGCUGCUGCGUGGCCGGGGCCGGCGUCCUGAGCGCCGGGGUGCCCGUGGCUGCCGAGGAGAGGCUUUCCCCUCCCGCGCCGCUCGUGUGGCUGAUUCUUGGUUAAAGCGAGCGAGCCCUGUAAGAAGACAGAAAUAAAGCGGUGCUUGUGGAGCGCGUGCUGA
Messenger RNA from Strigops habroptila (Kakapo), 2675 nucleotides. RefSeq names its product mixed lineage kinase domain like pseudokinase (gene MLKL). Gene Ontology annotation, biological process: cell surface receptor signaling pathway; protein phosphorylation. Gene Ontology annotation, molecular function: ATP binding; protein kinase activity. The transcript is spliced from 11 exons. The record is from RefSeq and is a predicted model, not a curated record. Bases 172 to 1629 code for a protein of 485 amino acids. Lineage: Eukaryota; Metazoa; Chordata; Aves; Psittaciformes; Psittacidae.